UCCUCUUUCGUCCGAACCAUUAACGAGUGUAGACGUGUUGUGCCUUACUCCGCAAACAUCGUUUGACUACAUCAUACCGUAAUAGUACUAAUCUCUGCGCGUGAGACGCGAGUGUUGCGUGCAUUCGACUGCUUAUCGGAGGUGCACCCCCUGCUGCCCGCACGACGCGAGUGACAAAGACAGUUGUCAUAAUUGUUGUCCCGCUCCCGCGCCGCUGACGUCGUGACCUUCAAGCCGAACACGAAGACAAGACAAGGUGAUCCUUAAUAUAUUGCUGUCUCAGUCUAGCUCCGCAGGCCGCGUUCGUAACGCAAAGUGCCUGUGUGAAGAGUGCAGAUACGAUAAUUGCUGUCUCUUUUCCGUCAAGCGUAGUAGUUCUGUGAGUAAUACUGCGGCCAAUAUAAGUACUACGUCUGAUAUAGUUUGUAGAUUUGGUCAGUUUAACGGCUGCAAAGUUGCUACGCUUACAUCAGUAUCACGCUUAUAGCUUGCUAUUUCCAUAUAAGCAGAGUAAUCGCUAUCUACCAUGAAUAAAUCACACUCGGAAUCCGACGUUAAUCAGGAAGAUCUGAAUACAACCCCCACCUUUGUUUUCCAACGGAUCAAACGAAGUAGAGAAGAUAUGGAGGGUUCAAUUGGAAAAGAGUUCGCUGAGUUCAAGGAGGAGGUAAGAAAAAUGUUGAAUGGCUUUGCUGAAAAACAAAAACAAGAGAUUCAGCAGAUCGUUAAUUCGUCCCUGAAAGAAAUCCAGCAAAGUAAUGAAAAAUUGGUGAGCUCAAUUGAGUUUCUCACUGGCAAGUAUGAGGAACUUAAAAAUAAACAUGAGGUCUUAGAGAAUCAGGCUAGAGAAGACAGAUCUCAUAUAAAAAUUCUUGAAGAGAAAAUAGAAUCCAUCCAAACCAGCAAUCAGAAGACUAAUUUUGUUAUUAAGAAUGUGCCUAGGAAACAGGGGGAAGCGAAGGAAGACCUGAUUGAAAUGGUUAUGUGUCUUUCCAAACACCUUGACUGUCCCAUUGCCAAGCAUGACAUAAAAGACGUAUACAGAGUGCGUGGGAAAAACAGCGAGAAGCUUAAUACGCCUAUAAUUGUGGAGACCGGCUCAACCUUACUCAAAACAGACAUCAUAAAAAUGGGUAAGGCCUUUGCUAUAAAAACCAACUCCAAACUAUCUGGUAAACAUCUAGGUCUCAAAUCCGAUUCAUAUGCUGAUAUUCCCGUAUUUCUAUCUGACCAUCUAACUCCGAAGAGUUCCCGUCUUCACUUCUUAGCGCGCGACCUUACCAAGUCAGGAAUGUUUAAAUUUUGUUGGACUUCAUAUGGAAAAGUUUUACUUAAAAAAGAUGAACAGUCCGCGACCAUACUUGUCACAAGCGAACAUCAGAUUCAUCAAUUGAGAUUAGGCAAGUGACUAGUUACUUAUUGUAAUUAUAUAAUAUGUAUCGACAAUAUCGUGAAAACAGAUGUAAUUAUAGUUUCAAUUUCAUAUAGCUUUCGUAGCUUUCUGAUUAACCUGUUUAGCUUGAUGAGAUGUUUUGUUACCUUAUGUUAUCCUAUUAUAAUAAUUGUAAAAAUUACCUUCUUUAUAAGUACAUUUUCUACUUACUCUCCUAUGGUUCACCUUACCAAUCCUCACACACAUACACAUAACACACUUAAUUACCUCUCACUGUAUUCACAUAGCAACUACUCGCACACAUACAAAUGGAUUACUCAUUCAUUCAUUCUAAUAAAUCACAUUAAAUCUCUUUCACCACACAUCCUUAAAAUAAAACACAUGAAAUUUAAAACUUACUUCCACAAAAAUUUCUACUUGAUAUUACGUAAUUUCUAUCUUUCCAUAUGUAUUUAUGAAUAGCCGAUUAGAGACCAUAAAAGAUAUUGAUGAUAUACAAAUAGCGCGCAGUCUUGAAUGUGAUUGUAUAGACCUAAACAGACUGACAAACAUAAAAAGAACUGACUUUACAGUUAUUUCUCAAAAUAUAAGAAGUAUAUCAUGCAACUUUGAUAACUUUGCAAUUACUCUAUCGACUUUUAAUUUUGAAACAGAUGUCAUUAUCUUAACUGAAUGCAGAUUGAGUUCUGAACAACCCAUACCACACUUAAAUAAUUAUUCCUCUUACGCUACUACAAAGCACCAAAACCAGAAUGACGGCGUUGUGGUUUAUAUAAAAAAUAAUCUUAAAUCAAAAAUUUCGGAAAUAAAACUAGCUCACGCGUCUUGCCUGCAACUUGACAUAUUAAAUAACAUUAUAUUAUGCAUCUACCGAUCUCCAGCUAACCCGAACUCAGAGAGCUUUUUAAACUCUUUAAGUACUCACCUUGAUACAAUUAACCCUAUGAAAAAUGUUAUUAGCCGGAGAUAUAAAUAUCAACAUUAAGUUAAAAGACAGUGAGUCGUUUCAUGACCAAAAAAAUAGAUUAAAUUACCUUAACACACUAUCCCAGCAUGGUAUACUGCCUGGUCAUACUCUACCAACUAGAAAUGAGAACUGCCUAGACCAUUUUAUGAUAAAGUUAAAUAAACAUAAGGUUUCCGCUCUCAUUGCCAUUGUUCAUACUAGCAUUACAGAUCACUUCACCACCCUUCUUUCCCUCUCAAAAAUAAAAAACUCCCCAACUGUGAACAAAACUAAGUCCUCGAUUGACUUCAAGAAAGCGCAUGAGUAUUUACUUGAAAAUAACUUAGCUGAUUUGCUUUUUUGUAACGAUCCGGAAUCUCUGGCAGACCUACUUAUAUAUAGACUAUCUAAAUCGAUUAAUAUUAAUACAACUAAUUUAAAAAUUCCUAAUACUAAGCGCAUAAUCAAACCAUGGAUUACCCCUGGCAUUUUAAGAUGUAUAAGGAAUCGCAACAAAUUGCAAAAAAAUUAUAAAAAAGAACCACACAAUGAAAUUCUAAAAAUAACAUUUAUAAGAUACAGAAAUUAUUGUAAUAACCUAAUAAAAAAAAUAAAACGAAAAUAUGAAAGUGAAUUAAUAACCAAGUCAACUACUAAUAACAAAUUAUUAUGGAAGAACAUAAAAAGUAUUACUUAUUCCAAUCAACUUAAAGGCAACAACACACAAUUAUUAAAUAUUAAAUCUUCCCCUUUAGAAUCCCUCAAUCACGUUAAUGAUUAUUUUUCUAACAUUGGCAAAAACCUUGCACUGAAUAUCCCACUGCGCUCAAGUCACAAUUCCGAAGAUCCUCAUUUCUCUUCGGUGAGUCUCUCGAACUCUUUUGUAUUACUUGACACCAAUAUAAAUGAAGUAAACACUAUCCUAAUGGGUCUUCGGACCAAUAGUGCACCUGGAUAUGACAACAUUCCAACAAGCUUUUUAAAAUACAUACGCAACGAUGUUGUCCCCGUUAUUACUCAUCUGGCCAACCUUUGUUUUAGUCAAGGAAUUUUUCCAUCAUCGUUGAAAAAAGCUAUUAUUACACCAAUAUAUAAGUCUGGAGACGGAGGCGAUGUCGGAAAUUAUAGACCUAUUUCAGUCCUGCCUGCAAUUUCAAAAAUUAUUGAAAAACUAAUUAAUACUAGAUUACUUAAGUAUUUCAAAGAUUUUAACAUCUUAUCGGAGUCCCAAUUUGGUUUUAGGCAGGGCAUAUCUACUGAGAAUGCUGUUACGGCGCUCAGUACGCUAAUUACCGAUCAACUUGAUAGUGGCAAGAAAUGUGUAACGGCAUUCCUAGACUUAAAAAAAGCCUUUGACACCGUCUCCGUCCCACUACUAGUUACUAAGUUGGAAGCUAUAGGAGUUCGGGGGAUACCAUUAAAUAUUCUAAAAGAUUACCUCAGCAACCGGAAGCAGAGAGUGAGAGUGGGUCAGCAUAUAAGUGAGGAUGCUGCGGUAUCGUACGGAGUGCCCCAAGGAAGCGUGUUGGGGCCCACUUUGUUCCUUGUUUAUGUGAACGAACUCUGCAACAUGCGAAUUCGAAACGCAAAUAUUUUCUCGUAUGCUGAUGACACUGCAGUAGUGUUUACGGGUGUUUCUUGGAGAGACGUUCAGCUUAGCGCAGAGUUGGGGUUGUCUAUGAUUUCUAGAUGGCUGGGACAGAAUUUGCUCACACUGAACAUA
Messenger RNA from Spodoptera exigua (beet armyworm), 4062 nucleotides. NCBI's taxonomy places the organism in Eukaryota, Metazoa, Arthropoda, Insecta, Lepidoptera, Noctuidae. The record is from the annotation of a GenBank genome assembly.